Messenger RNA from Alosa alosa (allis shad), 1021 nucleotides. RefSeq names its product late endosomal/lysosomal adaptor, MAPK and MTOR activator 2 (gene lamtor2). Gene Ontology annotation, biological process: cellular response to amino acid stimulus; positive regulation of TOR signaling. The coding region runs from base 122 to 499 and encodes 125 amino acids. Gene Ontology annotation, cellular component: Ragulator complex. The transcript is spliced from 4 exons. The record is from RefSeq and is a predicted model, not a curated record. Lineage: Eukaryota; Metazoa; Chordata; Actinopteri; Clupeiformes; Clupeidae. Gene Ontology annotation, molecular function: guanyl-nucleotide exchange factor activity; molecular adaptor activity.
ACAGUGAGCCCUCGUGCAGUUAUCACCUGACCGCGUCCACGGACCGUAUGUGCCCAAAUAUCUAUCUUCAUUCCCACUUCCAAUCUUUUGUGUUGACAGCAGUCAUUUUAAAUUAUCGGAAAUGUUACGACCAAAGGCUUUGACCCAAGUUCUCAGCCAAGCAAAUACAAACGGAGUUCAAAGCACAUUACUAUUGAACAACGAAGGUUCCCUUCUGGCAUACUCUGGCUAUGGUGACACAGACGCACGGGUCACUGCGGCUAUUGCCAGCAACAUUUGGGCAGCCUAUGACAAAAAUGGUCAUCUAGCUUUCAACGAGGACAAACUGAAAUUCAUCUUAAUGGACUGCAUGGAGGGGAGAGUGGCCAUCACUCGUGUCGCAAACCUAUUGUUGUGUAUGUAUGCCAAAGAGACAGUGGGCUUUGGAAUGCUGAAAGCCAAGGCGGAAGCGCUUGUACAAUACCUGGAGGAACCCUUGACACAAGUGGCAGCAUCUUAGAGAAAAUGAACGCAAUCACUUCUUCCUCUUUCUGGUGUCAUUUUUUGGGAGCAGAAGGGAGACUCACUUUGUGCGCUCGAGUGUGGCUGCAUGUUAGGAAGUCUGGACUUUGACUUAGAAUGCUGUCAACUGUCUUCACAGAGAAUUAACUAUUUAUUUAUAUAACUAUUUUACACGCUCACACUCAUAUCUGCAGGAUUGAGGUAUGUGUGAUGUUCUGUAUAGACUGCUGUGUGUGUUGUUUUCUUUGUGAACUAACAGCUUUGCCUGUGUGAGAAACAAUGCCUUCUGUUGUGCUUGUCUCUGCUCAACAAUCUGGAAGAUAUAUGUGAAAAUGAAAGAUUUUUUUUGUAUGAAAUGUGUACAAUGUCAACAAUUUGUACAAAUGUACUUAAAGAUGCUGAAAACACGCAAGUAAAUAUAUUAAGUAAUUGUAUUAAAACGCCCAUUUAAAACCAUCAUCCCUUGUUUAUGGUCAAAUACUGUAUGUCUUGUUUAUUUUGAAUAAAGAUAUAUGCAUUA